Molecule: messenger RNA, 624 nt
Organism: Trichophyton benhamiae CBS 112371
Lineage: Eukaryota; Fungi; Ascomycota; Eurotiomycetes; Onygenales; Arthrodermataceae
Exons: 2
Coding region: 1-624 (207 amino acids)
Source: RefSeq, a predicted model, not a curated record
AUGCUACGCGUGCGAAAUUCGAAGGCGUCGGCAGUUUUGAAAAAAAGGAUUGGGACGCUCUAUUGGGCCAUUGCCAGGUAUGAUGCCAAAUACAUCUUCUCAAAUUAUAAAAGACUUCCUGGAAACGGAAAGCUUACUUGCCUCCAGGCUACGACCGACGCUCCCGGUUGCGUCUUUAUUCCUGAGCUCGUAGCGGCUUAUCCGGAUGCUAAGGUUGUGCUGAACAAGAGAGAUGUUGAUAAAUGGUAUACUUCUGUUCUCGACACUAUUCACAAGGCCCAUAUUGCCAACAGGGAACUGGGUAUCCAAGGGAAGCGAGUGGAGAUGCUCAAUCUGCUAUGGGGACAUUUGUUUCACGGCGAUUUCCGCAAGAAUGGAAAGGAGGUCUGGGAACAGCACUACCAGAUGGUCCGUGACUUAGUUCCAGCGGACAACUUACUCGAGUUCGAGGCGAAGGAUGGAUGGGAGCCUCUCUGCAAGUUCUUGGGCGUGCCUGUCCCUGAUGUUCCUUACCCGAGGGUGAACGAUACAAGUAACUUCUGGGAGAGGUAUGAGAAAGGAACCGGCGCAAGCCUGGAGAAAGUCAACGAGAUUGUAGCCAAGGUAGAGUGCGGCCGUGCUUAG